UAGAGCCAGACGCUGACUUGACUUCCGGUGCUAUUCUUUCAUCCACUACCAACUCCCAAUCAUCGCAAACAUGGCACCAAGAUACAACCACACAACCAAGGGAUCCGAUCUCGUGGCCGAGCUCGCCGACAACAUCAAGGGCAAGACGAUCCUCAUCACCGGCGCUUCCCCUGGCGGCAUCGGUGCCUUGUACGCCGCUGCCGUUGCCCGGGCUUCGCCAGCUUUCAUGAUUCUCACCGGCCGGACCAUUGCGUCCAUCGAGGCCACCGCCCAGGCUGUGGCCCAAGCCAACCCAGCUGUCAAGACCAAGAUGGUCGCCAUGGACCUUGGCUCGCUGACCAGCGUCCGCACCGCGGCACGCGAGAUCAUGUCAGAUGACAUAUCUCAUAUUGACGUCCUUGUCCUCAACGCGGGCAUCAUGGCGCCGCCGUACAGCAAGACGGCAGACGGUUUCGAGUCGCAGUUUGGCGUCAACCACCUUGGCCACUUUGUCUUUGCCAACUCGGUCAUGCCAAAGGUUCUGAAUGCAAAGUCGCCGCGGGUCGUGGUUGUAAGCAGCAACGGGCACAGGCUGAGUCCCAUUCGGUGGGGAGAUAUUGGUUUCCAGGACGGCAAGGUUUACGACAAGUGGUCUGCCUACGGUCAGUCCAAGACCGGCAACAACCUCUUUGCGCUGUCCCUCGCAACCAAGCUCGGCAGCAGAGGCCUACAGGCCUUUUCCCUGUGCCCGGGCGCGUAUAUGAGCAACCUGAUCCGGCAUCUCGACCUUUCGGAGAACGGUGAUGCCCUCCCCUCACUACGCGCCGCCGAUGAGAGACUCGGCACCCCGGCCUCCAUACCAAACCUGAAUAUCCCCUUCCGCGACGAGGAGACCGUCAUAGCGACCCACGUCCUUGUCUCCUUCAGCGACGAUAUCCGACCGUUCAACGGGCAGCACUUUACCACAUGCGCUGUGGCGCAGCAGGACCGCGACGAGGUCUUGCCUUGGGCCAACAACGCUAUUGAGGCGGAGCGGCUAUGGCGCCUUAGCGAGGACUUGGUCGGCGAGAAGUUUGCGUACUGA
Molecule: messenger RNA, 1063 nt
Organism: Microdochium trichocladiopsis
Lineage: Eukaryota; Fungi; Ascomycota; Sordariomycetes; Xylariales; Microdochiaceae
Exons: 4
Coding region: 71-1063 (330 amino acids)
Source: RefSeq, a predicted model, not a curated record